Molecule: messenger RNA, 1911 nt
Organism: Solanum stenotomum
Lineage: Eukaryota; Viridiplantae; Streptophyta; Magnoliopsida; Solanales; Solanaceae
Exons: 3
Coding region: 1-1911 (636 amino acids)
Molecular function (GO): zinc ion binding
Source: RefSeq, a predicted model, not a curated record
AUGGUUGAAAGAUUGGUGGAGAAUCAUAAUUUAUGUGAUGACCAACAAGUGUUGAACGAUGAAUGUGGUAGGAUGAAUAUGAAUAUUCCAAAUGAAGAGCGUGAAGGUCAACAUAUUCUUUCUCCUGAAGUUCGGAAUAGAUUGCCCAUUAUUGGUGAAGUUGCUGAUAGUCAUGUUCAAGAUGAUGGAACAGGUUUUUGCAAAGAUAUGCCGUUUAAGAAUAAACAAGAAUUAGAUAUUGCAUUGAAAAUUGCUUAUGUCAAAAAAGAUUUUAGAUUGAAGAAGGAAAUUAAUUCGUGUUCAGUGUAUUAUGUCAAAUGUGAGCAUCUUGAGUGCAAGUGGUGGCUAAGAGCGGUGAAAGUUGAAAACUCUGAUAGAUUUUAUAUUAAAAAGUAUGAAAAAAUGCAUACAUGUGGCUCGGAACAUCUUACGAGUCAUAAUCCACAUGCCACAACAAAAGUCAUUGGAGCAUACUUCAAAGAUAGAUAUCCCGAAGGUAAAGGUCUAUCUACAAAAGAUUUGAAAAACUCUAUCCGUAUUGAAUUGGGAUGCAAGGUUAGUUAUUGGAAAGUUUGGAUGGGUAGCGAGAUUGCAAAGUCUUUGGUAAGAGGGACACAUGAACAUGGAUAUGGAGUGAUUGAUGCGUAUAGUCAUAUGCUUAGGACAUCUAAUCCGGGAAGUAAAACGGCGUUGAAGAUUGAUGAAAAUGGCAGGUUCAAGUACUUUUUUGUGGCAUAUGGAGCUUGGAUUCUUGGUUUCGCACAAAUGAGAAAAGUCAUAGCUGUUGAUGGGACAUUUUUGAGAAGUAAAUAUGGUGGUGUGUUGUUGUCUGCUGUUGCACAGGAUGCGGAGAAUCAUAUUUUUCCGGUGGCAUUUUGCGUAGUAGACUCUGAAUGUGAUGCUUCCUACCGAUACUUUUUCGAGCAAUUGAGAAGUUUUGUACUUGAUACUCCUGAAUUGUGCAUAAUCUCUGAUAGACAUCAAAGUAUUAGAAAAAUGGUUUCAAUUGUAUUUCCUUUAGCUCAUUAUGGUUGUUGCAUGAGGCACUUAGGAGAAAAUAUUCGAAAUAAUUUUCACAAUGCGAGUGUUGUCUACCACUUUUAUAAGGCGGCAAAAGCAUAUAAUAUUGAUGUGUUCAGUGAUCAUUUUAAUCGGAUAAGAGAUUUGGUUCCACAGGCUGCCACACAUCUUGAACGCGUUGGAUUUCACCGAUGGAGCAGGGCAUUCUUUCCCGGAAAUAGGUACAAUAUUAUGACGACAAAUAUUGCUGAGUCGGUUAACUCAAUGUUUCUUGAUGAAAGAGAAUAUCCCAUUACUGCUCUAUUUGAUGCAAUAAACAGGCGAUUUGCAGAAAAAUUUCAUGAGAGACGUAUGAAAUUCAUUAAUGCACCAACCAUCUUCGUCCCUUCGAUAGAAAAAGACAUUGCAAAAAAUAUUAAUUUGGGGAACAAGCUAUUGGUCCAUCAAACUGCCAACUACAAGUAUAUUGUCACCGGUCAAGAUGAAGUUGCAACAGUUGAUUUGCUAGCCAAAUCUUGUACUUGUAAAGUCUUUGACAUUGACAAAAUACCUUGUCCACAUGCUAUGGCAGCGCUUCGAUGCCAAUAUGGUGAUGACUAUGGGAGACGCAUUUAUGAGUACUCCUCUUCGUAUUACAAUGUAGAGGUAUACCUUAUUGCAUAUGUGGAGGAAAUUAAACCGGUGCCAUCUAAAGAAACUUGGGAAGUUCCUAUUGAGAUUUUAGAGAGAAAAAUAUCUUCUCCAUUUGUUGAGCCAGGCAAGGUUGGAAGAAGGUCCUCAAAAAGACAUAAAGAAAUCGGGGAAUCAUUUUCAACGAAGAAAAAUAAAUGUUCUUUAUGCAAAAGAAUUGGUCACAAGAGAACUACAUGCUCCGAGCGAAAUGUUGCAUAA